Lutzomyia longipalpis is the source of this 747-nucleotide messenger RNA. Its product is annotated as protein TSSC4. The record is from RefSeq and is a predicted model, not a curated record. NCBI's taxonomy places the organism in Eukaryota, Metazoa, Arthropoda, Insecta, Diptera, Psychodidae. The transcript has 2 exons. Bases 1 to 678 code for a protein of 225 amino acids.
AUGGAAAGUUCAGAAGGAUCCCAAGGAUCUCAGUUUGAGGAUCGACGAAAGAGGCUCUUUGACUCCCUGAAUACAGCGGAGAAGUCAAUAAAGGGAACAAGCCUGGAGCAGAGUGAUUCAAGUGAGAGGAACAGACAUUUCCUGGAUCGCCCAAAAGUCGAUAAAAAGACCGAAACACGGCAUGUAAUGAAAUUCCGGGGGCGUGAGAGUAUCUUCAAGCGCCCCGAGGCCCCCAUAUCGCAGUGCUUGAGACCCCGCCGACGUCCGGAUUAUCAGGUUAAUCCCGGCAAAUGGACAAAGUACUCCCUGGAUGAUGUGGACACAUCUGAGCACACAAAUACAGCGGCUGCUUUUGCCUUCCUGGCUGAAUGUGAGCAACGACGGAGGGAUGAGAAAGCACCCGGAGAUGAGAUGGAAGUUGAAGGUGAAUCUGCUGAGAAGGUUGUCUUCAAGAAGUCCACGAAAUUGAGGAGGGCAGUGGAAGAAGCUCAAAAGGAUUGCAGUACCAGCAGUGAGGACCAAAGCCCCAAAUUUCGCGCAUCAAAGGUUGUUAUGCCGGAAUAUGUAAUUGGGCAGGCAACAGUGAAGAAGGAUCGGAAGAAGAAGCCACAGAAAUCCGCGGAACGUGGCAAAGAGCUCAAACUUGAUCAUCUCUUUGAAGAUGAGGAAGAUGGUUAAGCUGAAUUGAACUGUAUUUGUUAAUUUUUAAUCAAAUUAAGCAUUCAAAUAAAAGUUCUCCCUGAAAAA